This is a messenger RNA of Trichogramma pretiosum, 1787 nucleotides long. RefSeq lists its product as uncharacterized. The record is from RefSeq and is a predicted model, not a curated record. Bases 659 to 1279 code for a protein of 206 amino acids. The transcript is spliced from 2 exons. Lineage: Eukaryota; Metazoa; Arthropoda; Insecta; Hymenoptera; Trichogrammatidae.
UAAUAAUCGAAGGCUCCGCCGUUGGCAACAUCUGUUUCGCAGAUUUUUUAGCCUACGCACACGUGCUCUCUCUCGGACAGUAUAUACCGGACCAUAGACAGAUACAACUGUGUAGUACAGAGAGCGAGAAAUAAAAAAGUGAAAAGUUGCGCCUUUGCGCACCUAUACUUUGAACUAUGUGCAGGAUAUAACGCGCACUCACGCAAACGCACGCACGCGGGGCAACAGAAAGCUCGGUUUACGAUCGCGGGAUAUACAUAUAUACGGACGUGCGCGCGCGAGCUUUUAUCCUCCCUUCUUCUUCUUUUUUUUUCGUAUCGUGCGCUAUACCCGUGUGUUAUACGAGAGAGCAGCGGGAACUGCUCGAUAUUGAAAAUAAGCUUUUGUUGUUGGGCGAGCGAGAGAGAGGACUCUUGGACUAUAUAUCGUCGAGAUAUAUUUAUUAGCGCGGGAAUACGAUGUUGACAUUAGGCUAAUUGUACGUUUAAGUAACUGUCAGUACUGAUAGAAGCGCGAUUAUGCUCAGUCGUUAUUUCACGAUCAGAUUGUAAUAUAAAUUAGUACAUUCUAAAUAAAAUAGUUAUAUUAUUCAUCAAUUAGCGAAUAGUUUCGAACACAUUCUUUCAUCGUUAUCAGAGUAUUUAAGGCAACGAAAAAAAUGUUUCUAGAUGUAGACAAUCCGUGUUAUUUAUACGAAGAUAUCAAUGCUGGCGUUCUUAUCAGAUUAAGCGAUUACAUAAUUACCAAUGACAUUAAAGAAGAAAAUUUAGAAGAUGAAAGAGUUUUAAGUGAUAUGUUACGUGCUUCAGAUAGAAGAUAUGUCGACAUUGAUCCCAUUACAACUGAACUAUUGAAUGAAUUUAAAGAUAGGAUAAUUGCUUUUACAAUUAAAAAUUUGAGAGAAGAGCCUCUUUUUUGUAGAAAUCAUGCCAUAUUGAAGGUCGCUUGCGUUGAAUAUGUACUGUAUCCUCAUGAAGAUAAUGAAGAAUAUGAAAAAAUAUAUCGUUGCGACGAACGAAGAGUGAUCGAGGCAUAUAAGGAUUUGUGUGGUUUUCGAAAAGAAAAUAUAUCCGACGAUAAAACCGUCGUGAGUGUUAAAAAAUUUUUUCGAGGCGAACCAUUUUUUUGGGAGAAUCUUUCGGAACCAUUUGUUGAGAAUAAUCUUUUGGAAACAAUCAGAUCAUAUUUGGAAGGUAUUUCGAUCGAGGAAGCUGAAAUACUGUAUAUACAACGUAAAUCAAUUGAAAUAAUUGAAGGUGAGCCACCGAACAUAAUGUAAAGUAUGACUCCGAUGAUUAGAAGGUGUGCCAACCAUCAGCAAAUAUAAUCAUGCCCAUCGAAGAUCAUCCACCAAUAUUGCUCACAAAAGACUAGCAGCCACAUUCACCUACUCCGUAGAUGUCUCAUCGGUUUCAAACUGAUUUUACAAGUGCUUAUUAUUUUUUUAAAUGGGUCAUUGUACCUAUAUUACACAAAUUUUUAUAUAUUUUCCUUAAAAUGUAAUCGCCCUAAAAAAAAAACUAUUAUUUAACUAUUUAUUCGAACUCAUUGGCUAAACUAAAGAUGAUUCAGGAAUCAUCCACAAAAUCGUUCACAUUGUAACUUGAAUUUUUCAACAGACAUUGCGUCACAGUUUUGCGCGUUGAAUGACACACGCAAGCUGUGUCCAAAUUUUUCUUACUUGACAAUACAGCUCCUUGAAAAAUGUAGAUCAAGUGUAGUAAUUAACCUUUUUAUAAAUGAUAUUUAAAUUUCUAAAAAUUAUGAAAAUAUAGGAUACCCAAAUA